This is a messenger RNA of Syngnathus typhle (broad-nosed pipefish), 2502 nucleotides long. It is a transcript of the gene ntn5, whose product is annotated as netrin 5. Gene Ontology annotation, molecular function: protein binding. The record is from RefSeq and is a predicted model, not a curated record. The coding region runs from base 98 to 2428 and encodes 776 amino acids. The transcript has 7 exons. Lineage: Eukaryota; Metazoa; Chordata; Actinopteri; Syngnathiformes; Syngnathidae.
CCGGCAGGCCAGCAGACAGACGCGCGAGCCGAGACUGGAUGUGAGGACACUUUGGUAGGAGAAGCGCCAUCUCGGAGGACGCACAUGGCUGGAUGACAUGAUGUUCCGGAUCUUCUCCCUCCCCCCUCCCACCUCUCCCUUCCUUGCUUUCCUCCUCCUUUAUCUUCUUCCUCGGCCUCUGCUCUUCUCCUCGCUGUCCCACGUCCCGCUGAGUUGGGCUUCGCCUCACGAUCCCUGCUACCACCCGGACGGCCGUCCUCGCCACUGUCUGUCCGAGUUCAUCAACGCCGCCUACGGGGUCUCAGUGGACGCCAGGCGCUCCAUCCGAGCUUUCGACGGCAACGUCACCGCCUUGACGGAUCUUCACAAUCCUCACAACCUCACCUGCUGGCAGGCGCAAGGGGGUCAGGACAGCGGGGACUGGGUGCUCACCGUGCCCCUGGGUCGGCGCUUUGAAAUCACCUACAUAAGUCUGCAGUUCUGCUAUCAUGGAGAACCGUCCGACCCGAUCUCAAUCUCCAUCUUCAAAUCCAUGGAUUACAGACACACUUGGAGGGCGAUGCAACAUUACUCCAGCGAUUGCCUCGGGGAUUUUGGGCUCCCCUCCCAGACGGUGGCCCAGACCAGACACCAGGAAACGGAACCGCUGUGCUCCGAUCCUCGGCCCUUGCAGAGGCAGCGGGGCGGUAUGGUGCUGGCGUUCUCGGCCCUCGACGGCCGCCCGUCGUCUCCGGAUUUUGACUACAGUCCCACUUUGCAAGACUGGGUGACCGCCACAGACAUCCGUGUGGUCUUUCAUCAAACAUCCGCCGGCGCAAAGCUGAGCUCGGGAGUGAAGGACGAUGGGAGGACUGAGGAGGGUCGAGUUGUCGAUCUCCUGAGGUGGAGUUCGGGCGAUGCCGGUGAUCCGAUGGGCAACGUGCCUUCCUUUAAUAACAGGGCCACAACAAACUCUGAAAUGAGCACGCAGAAGAAAGCAGGCAAGCUUCGAGGGAGAAGUCAUCACAAGGUAGGAAACAACGUGACCAGUAAGGAAAGUGGGGACACCUACAGCUUGGAGGUCGCGAUGAAAAAGGAUGAGCGAGCUAGAAAGCUUGGUCGUAAGAAAGACGGCGAGGAGUGGCUCCUUUGUCCAAACGGUGACUGUAACUGGACCGGACGCCAAAGAGCGGCCAAGGGACGAGAACUGAGAAAGCGACGAAACAACCAUCCCAACAUCCCGCAAACCUCCAGGAACCUUCAGGCGGCAUUACAAGCUCCGCCUACCGUAGCCCCCCUGCCUCCUCUGGCCCUCUCGGACCUGCAGGUAGGGGGUCGGUGCAAAUGCAACGGACACGCUUCCAAGUGUCGACGUGACGACGCGGGGCGGGCCGUGUGCGUGUGCAAGCAUCACACGGCCGGCCCGGAUUGCGACGUGUGCGAGGACUUCUACUUUGACAGACCCUGGCAUCGAGCCACGCCCACCCACCCAAACCCUUGUGUGGCGUGCGAGUGCAACGGCCACUCCAACAAGUGCCGCUUCAGCAUGGAGGUGUUCCAGCAGUCCGGACGACGUAGCGGCGGCGUGUGCCUCAAGUGUCGCCACCACACGGCCGGACGCCACUGCCAGUACUGCCACAACGGUUACACCCGGGACCAAAGCAAGCCGCUGCACCACCGCAAAGCCUGCCAACCUUGUCAGUGCCAUCCUCUGGGAGCGGUGGGCCACUGGUGUAACAACACGUCGGGUCAGUGCCUUUGCCGACAAGGAGUGACCGGCCUCAGGUGCAACCGCUGCGCCCCUGGAUACAAACAGGGCACGUCGCCUCUGCGCCCUUGCGUCCGGAUUCAAGAGAUUACUCCAACCCCAGUUUUUCAACCUCAAUACGCCAUCGAUGAGGAGUGUGUGUCCCACUGCCAACCAUCUCAGGGAAAAGUCAGGAUGAACUUGGACACGUACUGCCUCAAGGACUACGUGCUGAAGGUUCAGGUGAGAGGGAUGGAGCGUUCGGGUCCCUGGUGGCAGUUUUCCAUUUCGGUCCAAGUGGUCUUCCGUACGGGAUCCGCCACGCGGAUCCGCAGGGGCCCCCAGUCCCUUUGGGUCCCCGACCGGGACCUGACCUGCGGCUGCCCCGCUCUCCACGUGGGCCGGACCUUUUUGCUGAUCGGGGCGGACGAAGGCGAGAGGGAUCGGGCGCCGGACGAGAGGAGGUUGGUGGCCGACCGCUCCACGUUGGCCCUCCAGUGGCGGGAACACUGGAGCCCCAAGCUGAGGGGCUUUCGCGGGCAGGACAAGAAGGGCCGCUGUGCCGAUCGACCCCCCAACCAGGACAGGAAUCCGUCAGAACCGCAGACGGGAUACAUCCCCCCUCACCUGCUUGCCGACACAGACAACGGAAGCUCAUCCGGCGAGGUCUCCACCUUGUCGCCACAACACAGUCACUCAUGAACAGCUUUUUUUUUUUUAACGCUCUUUGCUUUACCACCACUUUCAUGCUCUUGUCAUAAAGUUAAUUUGAUCUC